This is a messenger RNA of Argentina anserina (silverweed cinquefoil), 6660 nucleotides long. Its product is annotated as protein NETWORKED 1A-like. Lineage: Eukaryota; Viridiplantae; Streptophyta; Magnoliopsida; Rosales; Rosaceae. The record is from RefSeq and is a predicted model, not a curated record. Bases 463 to 6393 code for a protein of 1976 amino acids. Gene Ontology annotation, molecular function: actin binding. The transcript is spliced from 5 exons.
UCCUCUAUGAGUGUAGAGACCAAAAGAGAGAGAAAUGGGGUGAAACUGCACUGUCUCAGUUUGCUGCAGCUGGAGUUUUCCUAUCAUGGCUGCUGAUCACAACUCCAUUGCCGGUGUUUUUAUUCUUUUGGAUUCUACUUGAUCCCAAUAGGGUGGAAAGAAUCUCUCUUUUACAGUCUUCAUUGAAGCCCAAUUGGUUCCUUUGAAUGUGGAUGGUGUUGUUUUCGCACCAGUAGUCAUUUAGUUCAGUUGCUGAUAAGAAAUCCUGCGUCUGCUGCCAGUCAAAUUUUUUUGGUGCAAGGAACAAAGAACAGAACUGCAAAGCUGGAUACUUACUUGGUGGUGGAAGCACAUUGAACUCAUACUCUGGCCUGGAUCCAUUUUCUGAGGCUUUGUUAUUUGUAUAGGGACCCAUCAUUUGCCAAGUCAAAACCAGUUUUCUUGUUGUGCUGUGCUGUGAUCAUGGCAACCCUGUCACAAUCUGACUCCAGACGCUUGUAUUCUUGGUGGUGGGAUAGCCACAUUAGCCCAAAGAACUCAAAAUGGCUUCAGGAAAAUCUUACAGAUAUGGAUGCUAAAGUCAAAGCAAUGAUCAAGCUCAUUGAAGAAGAUGCAGACUCUUUUGCAAGGAGAGCAGAAAUGUACUACAAGAAACGCCCCGAGCUUAUGAAAUUAGUUGAAGAGUUCUAUAGAGCUUAUCGUGCAUUGGCUGAGAGGUAUGACCAUGCAACUGGGGAGCUUCGGCAGGCUCAUCGAACCAUGGCAGAAGCAUUUCCCAACCAGGUACCUUAUGAACUGGCCGAUGAAUCAUCCUCGGGGUAUUAUGGCCCAGAGGCUGGACCUCAUACACCAGAAAUGUUGCAUCCAGUUCGUGCCUUAUUUGACUCUGAUGACUUGCAUAAGGAUGCACUGGGACUCUCUUCAACUGACUUGCAUGCUCUCAAAAGGAAUGGGGGCUCUGACUCUGGAAUUAGCAAAAGAGGACUAAAGCAGCUCAAGGAAAUGUUUGAUCCAGGAGAAGAAUCUAACCCAAAGGUUACUGAGGGAAGGUUUACAGGAGGCUGGAAUUUUCAUGAAACAGAUGAGAGCAAAUCAAAGGUACAAAAUGGGUACUCUCAGUUAACAAGUGAGAACCAGAGCCUAAAAAACCAGCUCCUCUCUCAAUCUGAGCGUGCUGCAAAAGCUGAAACUGAAAUCCAAAUCUUACAGAAAACUCUGUCUGAGAUACAAGCUGAAAAGGACACAGUCCAUCUUCAGUACCAGCAGAGUUUGAAGAAGUUAUCUGAGCUGGGGAAAGAACUCAAUAAUGCCCAAGAGGCUGCUGGAGGGCUCAAUGAACGAGCCAGUAAGGCUGAUAUUGAAAUUAAUAUACUGAAGGAAGCUCUUGGCGAAUUGGAAGCUGAGAGAGAUGCUGGUCUUCAUCAGUACAAUCGCUGUUUGGAAAGAAUAUCUAGCCUGGAGACCAUGUUAUCAUUUUCCCGAGAUGAUGCAAAAGGACUUAAUGAGAGAGCUAUUAAAGCAGAAACCGAAGCUCAAAAUCUCAGUCAAGAACUUUCAAAAUUAAAGGCAGAAAAGGAAUCUUGUUUUCUCAAGUACAAGCAAUGUCUUGAGAAGAUAUCUACUCUGGAGGCUACAAUCUCAGUUGAUGAAGAAAAUGCCAGAAUCCUCAAUGAACAAAUUGAAAGAGCUGAAAGUGAAGUUAAUUCACUGAAGGAAUUAGUCGCUAUGCUGACCAAAGAGAAAGAAUCUGCAGCUCUACAGUUCAAGCAGUACAUGGACACAAUAGCUAAGAUGGAGAGAGCACUUUCUCAAGCUCAAGCCGAUGCUGAGAAAUUGAACAGUGAAAUUUUGACCGGGGCAGCAAAAUUAAAGGAUGCCAAAGAACAAUGUGUUCUCUUGGAGAGGUCAAAUCAGUCUCUGCGGUUAGAGGCAGAUGGUCUGGUGAAGAAGAUUGCAACCAAAGAUGAAGAACUUUCAGACAAGAAUGAUGAGAUGGAAAAGCUUCAGAGUCUCAUGCAAGAGGAGCAUUUGCGGUUUGUGCAAGCUGAAGCCACUCUCCAAUUUCUGCAGAAGCUGCACUCUCAAUCCCAAGAAGAGCAGAAAGCUUUAGCCUUGGAGUUCAAAAAUGGGCUUCAGAUGUUGAAGGAUUUGGAGACAAGCAAACAUGGCAUGGAGGAUGAUAUGCAACGGGUUAAGGAAGAAAAUAAGAGCUUGAAUGAAUUGAACUUCUCCUGUACCAUCUCAAUUAAGAACCUGCAAGAUGAAAUCUUUAGCAUGAAGGAGAUGAAAGAGAAACUUGAAGAGGAGGUUAAGCUUAAGACAGACCAAAGCAAUGCUCUACAGGGGCAAAUUUCUCAUUUGGAGGAUGAAAUUAAGGGGUCAAAUGGAAGAUAUCAGGCUAUAGUGGAGCAAGUGGAGUCAGUAGGUUUAACUCCUGGAUGCCUUGUUUCAUCUGUGAAAGACUUGCAAAAUGAAAAGUCAAGACUAGAAGAUAUCUGCACAAGGGAUAGAGAGGACAGAGAACAUCUGUAUGAGAAGUUGAAGGAUAUGGGUAAACUUUCAAAGGAGAAUGCUGUUCUGGAGAGUUCACUAUCAGGUCUAAAUGGGGAGUUGGAGAGUUUGAGAGGGAAGGCAAAGGAAUUGCAGGAGUCUUGCCACUUCCUUCAAGGAGAAAAAGCCACUCUUGUUGCUGAGAAAUUUGCCCUGCUUUCCCAAUUGCAAAUUAUCACUCAGAAUAUGCACAAGCUUUUCGAGAAGAAUUCAUCACUGGAAAGUUCCCUCUCUGGAGCAAAUAUUGAGCUGGAAAGGUUGAGGGCAAGAGCAAAGAGCUUAGAAGAUCUGUGCCAGUCACUCAGUAAUGAAAAGAUCAAUCUUCUUAAUGAGAGAGGCACCCUGGUAUUUCAGUUAAAUGAUGUUGAGGAGAGACUGAGAAGCCUGGAAAAGAGGUUUAAAAAAUUAGAGAAGAAGUACUCUAAAAUGGAGAAGGAGAAAGAGUCCACACUUGAUGCAGUAGAAGAAUUACGGGGUUCCUUGCAUGCAGAAAAACGAGAGCGUGCUAGUUAUGUUCGGUCAAGUGAAUCCCGAUUGGCAGGUCUGGAAAGCAAUGUCCAUCUCCUGCAGGAAGAGAGAAAGUUGGGAAAGAAAGAAUUUGAACAAGAACUAGAUAAAGCUGUGAAUGCCCAGAUUGAGAUCUUUGUCCUUCAGAAGUUUAUUCAAGAUCUGGAAGAAAAGAAUUUGACGAUAUACACUGAAUGCCAGAGACAUGUUGAGGCCUCCAAGUUUUCUGAUAAGCUGAUCAAAGAGUUGGAGAAUGAAAAUCUUGAGCUGCAGGUGGAAGAAGAAUUCUUAGUAGGAGAAAUCGAAAAGUUGAGGUUGGGAAUCUAUCAAGUGUUCAGGGCUCUGCAAAUUGAAACAGGUACACAUGAAGAUAAGAGUGAGCGAGAAAAGGUACUUGUGCUGCAGAUUUUGAAUGCUAUCAAGGACUUGAAAAGUUCUCUGGUGCGGAGCAAAGAUGAGGAGCAGCAGUUGCUGGUUGAGAAUUCAGUGCUCUUAACUCUACUUGGGGAGCUGAGAUCAGAAGGUGCACAACUAGAGUCAGCAAAACAAACUUUGGGGAAGGAGUAUGAGGUAAUGGCAGACCAUUGUGCUGCGCUACAAAAUGACAAGCAUGAGCUUCUAGAGAUGCAAAGGCAGUUGAGGUUGGAAGUAACUGAGAAAGAGCAAAAGGAGGAAGUAUUAGAGGCUGAAGUAGAAAGUCUUCAAGGUAAGCUGGUGACUCUGCAAAAUGCAUACCUAAGUUUGCAGGAAGAACAAUCCAAGGUGCUUGAUGAAAAGAGAUCCUUGCUUAAAAAGCUUUUUGACCUGAAAGAGGAAAAGCAGAUCAUCGAAGAGGAUAAUAAUGUUAAUUUUCAUGAAGCACUAGCUUUCAGCAACCUCUCUAUGGUUUUAGAGAGCUUCACAAUUGAGAAAGCUGUGGAACUUAAAGCACUUGCUGACAAGCUUGAUGAUCUUUCUGCUACAAACAAUAAUCUUAAAGAUGCAGUUGGAACGUUGGAGGAGAAAUUAGUGGUGAAAGAUGUAGAAAAUCAACAUCUGAAUGAGAUAUUUCAAUUGUUGGACAAUGAAUUGUGUGAAGCCAAUGACUUAAAUGGUCUACUGAACCAUCAAAUUUCAAUUGGAAAAGAUUCUCUCAAACAGAAAACCAUGAUGCUCUCAGAGGUAGAAGAGAAGCUUCAAAUGACAGAAGAUUUGAACAUGGAAUUAUGCAGAACUGUUGAGGAGCUGAAGAUGGAAUAUGAAGAGUCAAAGUUGAUGGGUCGGAAUUGUGAGAGGCAGAUUCUCCAACUAUCUGAUGUUUGCACAAAUCAGAAAAAUGAAAUGAAUAGCCUUUGCGAAGCAAAUGAAACUCUUGAAGAUGAAAUCCUAUGCAAGGCUAUUGAAAAAGAAAUAGAAACUCUGCACCUGAAUGAGACAGUCCAUUUGUUGGACAAAGAAUUGUGUGAAGCCAAGGACUCGAAUGAUCAACUAAGCCAUCAAGUUUUACUUGGAGAAGAUUGUCUGAAACAGAAAACUACUGAGCUUAUAGAAGCAUUAGAGGAGCUUAGACAGACAGAAGAUUUGAAUGUUGAACUAUGCAGAAAUGUUCAGGUACUGAAGGUGCAACAAGAAGAAUCAACACUAACAAGAGAAAAGUAUGAGAAGGAGAUUGUGGAACUAUCCAAAGAUAUCACGGAUAAGAACAUGGAGAUUGAGAGCCUCCGUGAAGUAAAUGGAACUUUGGAGGUUGAAGUGGGUGUCUUAUGGGAAGCAAUUGAAGAAUACAAAAUUAGAGAAGACUACAUGAGUACAGAGCUGCAAGAAAGAAGCAACGAGUUUGAACUUUGGGAGGCUGAGGCCACAACUUUCUACUUUGAUCUUCAUGACUCUGCUGUCCGUGAGGUUUUUCUUGAAGACAAGGUUCAUGAGCUUACAGAAGUUUGCGAGAGAAUUAAAGAUGAAGAUGCUGCAAAAUCUGUGGAAAUUCUACAAAUGCAAGAAAGAGUUGGUCUGUUGGAAAGUGAAGUUGGAGGUCUGACGGCCCAGUUGUCUGCGUUUGCUCCCGCAAUAGCCUCUUUGAGAGAGAAUGUAAUUUCUCUUCAGCAGAGUGCCCAUCUCAGAAAGAAGCUUUCAGUGGAAAACAGCCAGCAACACAAGGAUGAUGGCCUGCCAAAUAAUCUAUAUCAGAUAAGCACUCAAGAUUACAAAGAACAAAACACUGAUAUACCAAAUGGACUAUCCGAGUUGGAAGAAAUGCAGAUUAUGAUCAAAGAAGUUGAAAAAUCAGUUAUUGAGGAAGCGAAAAGGCUUUCAAUUGAACUAGUUGAGAAGGAAAUGGUGGAAGAAAUCGAAAGGCUUACAACAAUGGAAAGAACAGAGGCUUCGCUGAGUGGAGAUUUAAAAUCAAAAGGUAAACUGAACCAAGAAUGUGGUAACAAAGGAGAAGAGGUUGAACGUUGGAAUCAGUACACUGAUGAUAAUCUCAAGUCGAGUAAACCUGAAGGUAGGCUUUCGACGAAAGAUAUUCUGCUUGAUCAUGUUUCAGAUUGUUCAUUCAAUGGAAGAAGCAAGAGAAAGAGCGGUAGGGUUGAUGAUAAGAUGCUCGAGUUAUGGGAAUCAGCUGAGCAGCAUUGCCUCCAGGAUCCAAUGACCAAUAUUAGUAAAAAUCAGACAUCCCCACCAACUGAAGAUGUCACCUCCUACCCUCGGUUCGCCAACUCGCAGAGGACAAGUCGAAAGUCUUCAUUUGAAGUUCAGGUUGAGAAGGAAUUGGGCAUCGACAAUCUGGAAGUGUCCUACAACAUUCGACAAUCAAGUCAUGAUGGCAGGAAGGAAAAUAUAUUAGAGAGGCUUGCUUCUGAUGCUCAGAAAUUGACGAUUCUACAAACCUCUGUGCAAGACUUGCAUAAGAAGGUGGAGUCCAACAAAAAGAGUAAAAAGAUCAACAGUGCUGAAUACGAAAAGGUGAAAAGACAGUUGCAUGAAGUUGAGGAUGCAGUUGUGCAGCUGGUAGAUGCUAAUGAUCACUUGAAAAAGAAUGUUGAAGAGUUUCUAUCUUUGGACGAGCAAACUUCCACAGAGUUGGAGGAGGUCGGAAAUGUGAGCAGAGAGACAGUAACCGAACAAGCAUCGAAAGGAUCUGAGAAGAUUGGAAGGCUGCAGUUUGAGCUGCAGAACAUCCAAUAUGUUUUGACGAAAUGGGAGGGUGAAAAGAAAAGAAAAGGGAGACAUGGAUUUUAUGUGAGUAGAACAGGUCUUCUCCUUAGGGAUUUCAUUUACAGUGGCAGAAGUAGUAGUGAAAGGCGCAAGAAGGGUUGUUUAUGUGGUUGUAUGAGACCAUCGGCCAAUGUUGAAUAAGGUAGCCCCUUGGGAGGAAAGCCUUCCUUUAUUUUCAGCAAGUUUCCUUGUAACAGUCCUGCUGUUUUAUGUUCAGUGGGAUCAUUUCUUGGAUUAGUUAGUGAAAAAUUAAACUGUAUUAGCUUUUGGAUUCUGUGUAAAAAUUAGGUUUUAUCUAACCAUAAUAGUCUGCUGCUUUGUUCAGCUUUCUAUCUCAUAAAAAUAAUAGCCAUGUCCUUUUGAUGGAGAAAUUUGGUUACUGCUUUUAUACUUCAUAGUUUUUGGUAA